Medicago truncatula (barrel medic) is the source of this 627-nucleotide messenger RNA. RefSeq lists its product as uncharacterized. Bases 1 to 627 code for a protein of 208 amino acids. NCBI's taxonomy places the organism in Eukaryota, Viridiplantae, Streptophyta, Magnoliopsida, Fabales, Fabaceae. The transcript has a single exon. The record is from RefSeq and is a predicted model, not a curated record.
AUGGGGGCCUUUCUUAUUCCUGGUUCUUUGUGUGAGGAAUUAGAAAGGAUGAUGAACUCUUUUUACUGGGGUUCGAAAAAGAAUGGCCGUCGGGGUAUAAAUUGGAUGAGAUGGGAGAAACUCACUUUGCACAAAAGUCUUGGUGGCCUCGGUUUUCGCAAUUUGGAAGCAUUCAAUCUUUCUAUGCUUGGUAAGCAAAGUUGGAAACUCAUGACAGACUCAAAUUCCUUACUUACUCGUGUCCUCAAAGCCAAAUAUUUCCCUCGACGGGAUUUCUUGGAAGCACCUCUUGGUCAUAAUCCAAGCUACACAUGGAGGAGUCUUUGGAGUAACCAAUCAUUACUUACGUUGGGCUAUAGAUGGAAGAUUGGUAAUGGUUCAAAUAUAAAUGUGUGGCCAAUGCCUUGGAUUCGCAAUCUCCCCUCGCACAAACCUCCAACACUGCCGCCUCCUAACCUUGAAGAGCUCACAGUCAAUCAGCUCAUGAAUCCGGAUCUACUGUCAUGGAAUUAUAACCUGGUGCAUUCAAUUUUUGACCCCCAAGUGGCUGCAGCUGUGACAUCCAUUCCCCUUUACACUAGACCGAUGGAGGACACUAGAUUAUGGAAGGUAUCAACAGAUGGAUAA